UAAUCUUAAUGGUGCCAAACAUAUUUGGUUGUAAGAAAAAUGUUAAAAAUAUGAUUAAAAAAAUUGAUUACAGUGAAGAAAGUUAAUUUUACAUACAUAGCGAUUAGUUGACUAAAUGAGGAUUAUAUUUAUUCACAUGAAAAAAUAAUAGUGCAACAAAAAGUGAAUAUAAGCAAUCUACUGUGAAUAAGAACUGUGUGUAUAAAUGCUAAGUGAAUACAAAUUCAUUUGUUCACAAUAAAGAUUUCGUCUUUGAAAUAUUGAUAUGCUCGUUAUAUGCUGAUACGAUAAUUAAUCAUGUGAAACGUUAAAUUUGAACUCUUGGGAGGCUAUUGACGUCUUAAAUAAUUUUCAGCACAAGACCAGCACAUUAACGUACACAAGCAAGUGGAAAGCGUUCUGUCUGAUUGUAUUCCUAAUCUAUUGCUGUAAGCGUGGUUCGCUGCAAAAAUGUCGGACGUUCACGUUUAUAAAGAUGGCGACAUCGUUUGGGUGAAGCUGGGCAACAAUUGGUGGCCGGGCGAAGUGACCGAUGUGCAUCGCCAACCUGAUGAUUUGCUAAAUCAACUAAAGAAGAAACCAUAUUGCGUUGUAAAAUUUUUCCAAGAAGAUGCCUACGAAUAUGUGAAGAGUGCGAAACAUAUAUUUCCAUUCCACUGCAGCAAAAAAGAUGAGUUCAUCAAAAAGGGGACUGCAUUAUAUAAUGCAAAAAACAAAUUUAUGGAGAAGUUCCCCUCAGAUGUCCAGAUAGCAGAGCGUUUAACACGCAAAGCUGCAGAAGGAGAUUUACUGAUUAUCAACGAUCGUCCAGACAGUAUUGUGAAGGCCAUAUUGGGACCAACAUUCACGCGACGUAGUAACGAUUACUAUGAUAAUGAAUACAACAGUACUUCUACAACUGAAUAUAACAAUAAGCGCAGAAGUGGGGAUUCUGUGACGAAAAUUCUCAACAUAACACCAAAACGUGAAAUAACAAACCCAACAACAACUAACCGAAAUGUAGAUAUAAAACAACUGGUCUCACCGCUGCCAACACCGAUGUAUGUUGCAAAUAAAACUGGGAACGCAAACAGCGCAGAUACGAACUUUUAUCGGUGUAAUUUAUGCGAAUUCUCAAGCCAACGUCAAAAUGUUAUGAUACUGCAUCGACGCACACAUAGUGGUAGUAGUGGUAGCUCCCUGACAUCAGCCUUCACACCUUCAACGUCAAGUGCGCGCAAAAUAGUUUCAGCGACCGUAACGUCAGCAGAAGAUUCUAAAGAGUCAAUUAAAGUCCUCCAUGGCACACCACCAACACCAGCAACAUCAACGAAAUCCUCACCAACGGCUGUGAGUGAUGAUGAUGAACGCAAAUAUCCUGCAGCAUUUGACACCAGUCAGGUACAAAUAGCUAAGUUAACACAUAACACGAAAACACCGGCGAAUAGACGCAGCGUUGGCGGCAGCAGAAACAGACAACAACUUUCGGCCAGUGGUGAACGAGUAAGCCGUUCACGUUCGUUGCGCAUUGAUGCUGAUGUCAAAGAGAUUACUCUGCCAGAUGGCAUGCCGAUUACGUCGGCAAAAGGAGAUCUUAAAUUGAGUAUAGAUGACGAUACUACCGAUAACUCAUCAUCGCAUACCGCUGAGGAACUGCUGAGAUCAUGUAGUCCUCGAAAGCAUAAUGUGGGUUUAGGUGAAACAGACAACGGUGCUGCGGUAAUAAAAAGCUCAGCCGAAGAAAUACGUCAACGUCUCUUGGCUGAUUGGAGUGACGGUGAAAAAGACGAUGAAAUGGAUGAUGGCUUUCAAACGCAUAACAACCAGUACGCAUGCUCCAUCACUGAACCGAAAAGCGAUAUUAAUAACUUAAUCAAAACGCCGGGAACAGAUAUAAAAAACGAAGAGUUGGUAUCUAACACUGCGACCCCAAUAAGUGCAGGCAUAAAUAGUGGUUCAUCUCAACGCAUCAGAAACAUACCGAAGAAGGAUCGCCGUGAUGCGGUACUGAAAGAUUUCAACAACGAAUAUACUGUAGAGUUGCCUACUGUUGUAGACGCAGUAGUGGAGAAUAUCAACUACAACAGUAGCAAUAGCUCCGACUCAGUGGUUGUGGUCGCGGUGGUACCUCCGAAUAGUGGUGAAACCAUUAUACUCGAUGACAAUACAGGCACAGAUGGUGAGACCGAGCCUAAUACAGACAAAGGGACAUUGCCUAGCAAUGAAAUGCCGCCUACUGCUUCACCUUUCAAAGCCUUACAAACACAGCAGCUUGGUGUUGGAGAUGAGUUGCAGGAGGAAUGCUUAGUUACAAAGAGCACUAAUGUUCCAGAUUGUGAACAAGAGUUAACAAGUGAGAAAGAUGCUAUUUCUUUACCCACUGAUCCGACACUGAAAACGGGUGAGCAUAUGCAAGAAGCAUUACAGUCCGAGCAACCACAAAGCGAAGAAAACGAAGAUAUUACUGUUGAGAAUACGGCCACCGAGGUAGGCCCGCUUGGCGAACCAUCAAGUGCAGACAACAAAAAGUUGACAAAAGCAGAAAACGAAGAUGGUCAACCGGACGAGUGCGCGCAGAAACCUAGACAAAAAAGUCGUGGAAGAAGGCAGAAAUCUAAUAAAAGACAACGAAAUAAUACGAAGGAAAUGGCGAAGCAAAGUUUAGAAACCACAUCGAAGGUGGAAGAAACACCAACGCUCGUGGAAGGAGUACAAGAAGCAGAUGAACCCACAUCGCUACCACGCUUAAGAGAAGAGGAAAUACCACAGACAAGCAUGACAGCAAAACGACAGGUACGUGCCGAUUGCUUUGACUUCCAAGAGGAAGAAGAGGAAGAAUGUAACGAUGCUUUAAAGUCAAUAGCCGAUUUCAAAAAGAAAUAUCUCUCUCCCGAUAAAUCGCAGGACAAAACUCUAGCCGAUAAUUUUCCACCACACGAGAGCAGGCGUCGACUUUCCACUGAGCAAAAGGAUCAACAGUUGGCAAACGACAUUGAGAAGCUGCUCGAACAAACCACGGCGCCUAGUAUUGUUGAAACAAUGCCAGCUGGUAUAGUUGUGCGUACACAUUCGUACGGCGGCAGUAGCAAGGAAGAAUUGCCAGUUAAGGGUUUGCCCAUUAAAGAACGUGGUAAGCGUAUAUUCAAGUCGCGAAAUCGUUCAAGAAUUGAAGAGUCUUGCACAUUAGCAGCAGCAAUACCGGCAGACAUCGUGCAACCAGCAGAACAAACAACGAAUAUGGAUGGAGCGCAAGUAGAGGAAAACAAUACAGCUGCAUUAUCUUUUGAAAACCAACCAGAGCAGUCGAAACAGCUCGUAGCAGGAAGCGAAUUUGAUACUAGAAUUGAGCAACAUAAUCAAUUCGACUGCAUAGAUGAUGCGGAUAUGGCUGAUGAUGUAAGCGCACAACUGCUCACGGCAAUUGCGGCACCAAAUGAAACAGGGAGAGUUAUCAGUUUAAGCGAGAUGGAAGAAGUAGAUCAAGAUAAAGAGAAUGCCGGAACUGAGGAUACCGUGCGCACCGAUUAUACCGAGGAAACAAUUCUGAAAGCAAAAAAUAUCAAUAACGGUUCUUUGGGCCAUCAAACGACAGUGGAGAUAUUGUGCAAUGCAACUGUGGAGGUAAAGAAAUGCGAGAACGAGGAAGUUAAUGGCGACCUUUCUAGUGCUGCCGAGCCACAUGUCGAGAGUGUAGAUCACUUGCAAAUAUCAAACCGUAAUACUGAACCUACUGGACUAAGCGCUGAAAAUGAACUUGACUCUUCAAUGUCAGUAAUGCCAAAAAGCGGUGAAAAAGAUGAAAAUCAUUCGUUACAUAAGCAUUUUGAGGACGUGACAGAAUCAAACUACGAAAGUCUCAGUGAUAAAUCUAAAAAUCUUGAAGAAUCUGAGAACUUGGAAGACAAUUGCAACUUAGCUUCAGAAGUGCAAAGAGACGAGGCUGAUGGUGAAGUAAUAUCAGAAGCAGAUCUUAAAGAGGAAAUUUUUGCCAAUACUUCUGUCGAAAUUAAUAUCAACGCCUCAAAGGAAGACAUUAACAACGAUGUAAGUAAACUUGAAUCCUCAACGCCUUCAACCGUUGUAAUUCAACAAAAAGAUAGUUCAAUGGGCAAUCAAAUAUCUGUUACCGAGUCUCCAACUGAAGUAGUACUAGCGGAGCAAAAUAACAGCGGCCACAUAAUGGAGGAGGAUCAACACAGAAGCAUUCUAAUAAACGAAGAAGUGCCGCAAAGUCGUCUCACAUCACCAACUGACGACAACAGUUCGGUUUGUAUCUCAGAAGCUGGUGCCGAGUUUGGUUCACCAACCUCAAUGCUGGACGAUGAACGUUUACCUACGUUGACUGGUAGGCUUAUGACGCCAACCGACGGAAUAGUGGAGACAGUGCCUGCGCGAGCCACAGAAGCGAAAAUUAUUAAUGAGCAACAGACGCAAGUUACUGGAGAGUGCGAGAAAUUAGAUGGAAUACUAAUUAACGAAAAGGAAGUGGUUACCGAAACUGCGGUUGGUGCAACAGCUGGCGAAAUUCAAGCACAUAACGAAGAGGAAGUAGAUGUGCUACAAAGUGAAACUGUUUCUAGAGUUAUUGCUGAAAAUGCAGAAAGCGCAACAACAACACCAGGAGUUGUAGUCGAAGAGGCACUUGCAGCAAACGACCCACUCGUAGAAGGGUUGAAGGAAAAGGGAGAUGCACAUGAAAGUGCUCAACACAUUGUAUGUGACUUUAAUGGCGGUAAAGUUGUUCACACUACCAAGAGUGAGAGUAAUACAGAAAGCUCUGCUGAGAGUAACGAAGAUGUUGUACUUGAAAUGUCUGCUGAAUUAGAGGCAGGCGAACUGCGAAAUGUGGUGCAAACGACUAAUGAUAAGCACACCCUCCCAAGUGAGACCACAGCUGAGCAAGAGAGAGAUAAUAUUGAAGGCUUCAGCACGCAACAACACAACACACACGUAGCAGCUGAACAACAACCGGUUAAAAAUAAUAGCUUAAAACAAGAUUUGAUAGAGGAAUUGAUAUCUAAGGAAGUAUUAGCAGCACAAGUGCAUAUUGAACGGUCGCAAGCCGAAGACUCCGACAUUGACGAUGACUUUAUCGAGAGUCCACCACAUGAACCGCUUUCUGGACAUGAGGGUGAGGCAGAACCGUUACAAACAAAAAAUAAAAUGUUAACUAAAUCUCAAAAGCGCCAUUCGUUGGGGGAACAACACAAUUCUACUGGCAACUCAUCCGCAGUCAUUUUAGAAAAUACCAAAGAAACGAUUAGUAGAAAGCGGCUAUCUCGAACAACUAGAGUACACGAAAAAUCUCAUAAUUUCAUGAAAGAGCUCGAUCUUAUCGAUUUACAUGAUGCAACAAAGAAGGGUGAAGAUAACGAAAGGACAUCCGCAAAGGAACAACAAAUGUCGUCACGUCAGAACAAACGAAAAUCAACGAGAUCAUCGAAAUUGGUCGAAACAGUGAACGAAGCAAACAAAAAAUGCGAAACGGAUGAAUUAGUUACUGCUUGCGCCCAGGUAGUAACCGAUGAUGCAAACACUGAAGAAGAAAUAGCAUUUUGUCAGACACUAAACGAACAUGCGUCAGCUGAAAAGCAACACAAAGGCGAGCAGUAUUGUGAAGCAAGUGGCGAAGAUACAAACUCACCUGCCUUAAAAUCUAAUUCUUCUCGCAAGCGACGUGGCAUAACAAAAUCAGCUCUUCGUCGUGACGUAGGAGCAGCUCAUAUUUUCACUAACCCAAAUGCAAACCGCGACUCAGUUGAUGAAGACACACCGAUACAACACACCAAAAGCAGAAGAGUAGAUAGUCCAGAUAAUGAUAGCGGUAGCUUUGAAAUUAUUCAAACAACUGAAGAUAUGAAAGACACUUCAGUCGAAGUAGCUAACUAUGAGAAUAUAUCUGAAGUGGUGGAGCAGGUGGAAGUAGUCGAAGAUGGUGAAGGCAAUGAUAACAAUGAAGCGACUAGUUCUUUGGUUUUGGAAGAUGAUCAAUGCAUAAUUGAAGAGGUGUAUUUAAACGAUGCAAUGUCUAUGCAGCAAAUAGCUUUACAAACGGCCCCACUAAAUAAUGCUACACUCGAGGAGGCCGGCACAGAAUCAACACACUCUGAUUUAAAUUCAUUUCGUACAAUGGAGGUACCAAAUGCUGUGGAGUUUGUAGACUACAUCUCAAUUGAUCAACAACAACCAAUAGAAGAGGUGAUAGUCGGUGCAAAUAAUAACGUGGAGGCGAUGGUUGAUAAUGAUACACCAAACAACUUCAACAAUAGUUCAAAUGUAGUGAAUACAAGUUCGAAUAAACAGCGAACAUUGUCCUCUACACUCACUUCUCAGCCAAACGCGGAAAACGUGAAUAUCAACGUUUCCCCCAUGGAAAAGGUACGCAUUGAUGUGGACGUCGCCAAUCCACUUUCCACACAAAUAGCCAAUAUUUUAGCAACAAAAUCUGGCGCAUCAUCUAAUGUUAAACAAAGAAAGUCUAACCUGGAAGAUUCUAUACCCUCCUACAUAAUUGAAAGACCUAGCCAAGGCGUUGGCGCACACCAACAACAUAGUACGUCUUCUACGCUGGAUUUUACGGGCGAACAAGAUGCCGUUGCGCAUGUGCAACAAAUGUGCCCCCAAGUGAAAAUCACACGCAAGGAGAAGUUUAUUGAAGUGCGGCAAACUAGUGCAGUACAACAAGAAUCUGUUGUUGCGACCACAGCAGGAGCGGUAUUCGAUAUCAAUAAUAUGCCAAUUGUUCUCGGCAAUGAGCACUUUAUGUCCGCACAGGGUGACAUGCAAAUUGUGUUGACGACAUCCACAGAGCCGGAGGGACAAAUGUUGCAAGAUGGUCCUCACAUUUUACAACAACAAAUCAUACAACCUGCUUACAGGUCGGGACAGCAUCGAAAACGUAAGAGUUCCACAAAUCAGCACCAACAACAGCUGCAGCAGCAUCAACAAAGCAACAGCGCAGGUAGCAAUAAACCUGGAAUAAUUAUAAUCAAGGCAAGUACAAGUGAAUUUCCGACAUCGUCCACAGACACAACAACCACUUACAAUUUGGGCUCGGGUGUGACACUGCGUCCUAUAGCUGAACCAAAGCAGAAGCGUCAACAACAUCAACAACAAGUGAAACAGCAGCAACAACAACAACAACUGAAGCAGCAGCAGCAGCAACAGCACCAGCAAUUGACAGGUCGCAAACAUGUUGGCAAAACGAUAACAUUGCCUAGUAGUAUAACUGUAAAACAACGUCAGCAAAUAGUGACUGAUGAUGCACCAAAUCCCGCUGAAUUAGCGUCAACACCAUCAAAUGUGGUCGCCAGUGAUCAGCAGCUGCUACAACCACCAUUAAAUACAACAAGCGGCAACCGAACGCAAAAACGUAAUCUUCCAACGACGAAUUCACGUCGCCAAUCACAAUCACAGUCGCAGCCAGUUCAAAAACGGCGUUUAACUGCCACUGCCAGCAAUGCAGUUGAGCUGCAGCAGCAUGAGCAACAAUAUGAGAUUGGCGACGAUGCUGCAAUACUGAAUCGGCGGCUCAGCUAUCAUGAUGGAAAUGCUCAGCCACCAGCUAAAGUUCAUCGCUUGACCGCGCCAGAGCCAACGGCAUUCGAUAGCAGUCUCAAUGAGCCAACGUUUGUGACGGCAGCGGAGCAGCAACUAUUACAACUACAAGAGCAACAUCAUCUAGUACAAUCGCCAACAACGACGCAGCCACCUCCCCUACACCCGCUUAACAAUCGCAAGCAGCGUCGUUUGUCGCAGCACAAUCGAAGAAUGAGUACGAAAGUCGAGGCUCCACCACCACCGCUGAGGGUUGACGAACAACAGGAGCAGCAGGAAGAACAAUUGGAGCAUACGCAAAUGGUGUUGUUGGAUCCACAAGAGUGCUUAGAGCUGCAUCAAGAGCAGCUACAUGCAACUGCAAUGCGAAUAGCGGAUUUCGUGUCAUCGCCUUCAGUACACCUGCUCCCAGCGGACGAAGAGAGUGAUAACGACGAACCUGUUGUCUAUACCGAAGAAAUUCUAUCUGCCCCAAUUGAAGAGGAUGAACACACUCCAUCGGUAAUGGCGGUGCCAUCACAAGCAGUACCCGGUUAUCCGGAAACUUUGCUACUAUGUCGGAGAGUAGGCGAUGAAUGGGUACCGAUUGUAGCUCAGCCUUAUUACUACACCGUAUGCGACCAGCAAUUGAGACCCAUACCCAAGGAAGUGCUUAUUGGUCAUCCCAUACUGACACCAGAUGCAGACAAAACAGUGGAGCUGACGCCAGCGCCACAAGUCGUAAUAGAGGAUACGGUCCAUAUACAAAUCGGUACAGAGCAAUUAAGUAUGGGUUAUCCACAGUUUUUUGAGGUAAUGCGUUGUACUGAAAGUGCACUCGAUUUGCAAGACGAAUCCGGCAAUGUAAUUCAUCUUACCCGAGAAAUGAUGGAUUCAAUCCAACAAGAUGAAGGUUUUCAAGAAAAAUUCCGACAACUGCAACAGAUUUGGGAAGAACAACAAUUAGCGGAGCAACAGCAAUUAGAAGAGCAACAACAAUUGGAACAACAGUUGUUAUUACAACAAAUGCAAUCAGAUGAGGAACUAGAUCCCAAUGACAUGACAAUGCUACGAAUAGACACUUCACAAGGGAUUCAAAUUUUAGAAUCUCCCGACUCCAAUUACAUAAUUCAACAGUCCAUAACACAGCCACCACUUUCGCCUCCAUGCACACGACCGGCACUUACAAAUGCUACAAAUGCGCUACUCAACCAAACGCCCAUCAUGUCACCACUGGAAAAACCAUCAACCGCCGUUCCUGCUGCACUCUUGGCGGAAAAUUCUGGCCAACAAAUCGACAUAACGUCAACAACAACAACGCCCGAACAACUGAUCGCAGCUGGAUAUAUAGCAGGCGAUACAUCAAGUGAUACGUCAGGUUAUCGCCCAACUCUGGGGGAUAGCCUAGCCGCAUUAGGUGUUGUACCAACUCAACCUACACUGCUACCCACCACAGUAACCAAUCCGGCCAUUGCGCCACCAAAGUCUGAUUUAAUACCGAAUAUGGCAACCGCUGCACAAAUGCACGCGCAAUACCGUCAUGCACAACGUGCAAUAUACAACGACCCCGGAAGUUAAUAUUGCCCUAAUUCUCUUUAUGUAGAAAAUCCGCCCAAUAGCUUUGUAGAGGAUUUGCGUAGGGCGGAGAAUGGUGCGGCUGAUAUUGGCGCUGAUGCAAGUGUUGGAGAACCUGUUGGUCCUAGUGUGGAGCUGGGUGUGGAUGAGAUAAAUGAUAUGGAGAUGGAGGAUAUAAAUAUGGAUGCAAAUGUGGUAGGUUUUAAUGAACAUUAUUUUUACAAUUAGACAGUGUACCAAAACACACACCAACCACAUUUCUCUGAAAGUAUUUUCUCCAACUUUAAACUAAUAAACUUAUAAAUGUACAUAAAUAAUAUAAAAUACAAUAAUACAUAUUUACAAACGUGUGAGAUUUAAAUUUAUUAUUUAGUUCUAGUCUAUGACUGUAUGUACGUGAAUAUACAUAUAUAUUAAAGCAACAAAAAAGGAAGUACCUUUAUAAGUGGUACUUAUUUGUGAGUUUAGCUUCUGUCUUAUAUUAUAUAUUAGCAAAAUAAUGAUAUUCCAUAAAGUUAGUUGAGAGGAGAAGAAUGAAAAUGUGAAAUGCGACCAAUUGCUAUCGUUCGUCGAAGGCUGUCUUGUAUUUUAGUUUUGUCUUCCCAUUACCGGUUUUAUCCCAUAAAGUUAAAAGUUGAACGUGGGUUAUUAUGGCUUUUCAGUGCAAAAUUUCAAUCGCCUGUUUAACCAGUUCCAUCGCUUUUGCAAUUGCACAGUCGGUAACUUUUUUGGUUCAUGCUCAGAACCAAAAGUUAAGUUAAGUCAAUCUCCAUUCGUUCCCUAGCUAGGUCAUCACUUUCUUCACUAACAGUAUACCAACGGAACAUUGUUUUUAAGUAAGCACUCUGGCCAGAUAUUUCCUCAACUUCCACUCUUACAAGUCACUUUAAUUUCUUUCCAUGCGAAAUCAAUAUUAUCAAAAGCCUUCUCGAUAUUGGGACCCUAUAGUUCGACUACCUCGGUUCACAACUAACAAUUCAACUAGCUCUAAUGAGAGAGAGUACUGGACAUAAGCCUUAAUAAACAUCCAUUCGCUUUCCUAAUGAAUUCAAUGAAUGACUGGUGCAAAGUGGUUGAUUAUUUCCUUAUUGCCGCUGAGUUAGCGAUAUCGUUAUUUAUUAAAGUAAAUACACUUGUAUAUUUAUAUUUAUUAUUAAAUUAAUUAUAAGCUAAAAACUAACAAGCUCACAGUGUUUAAGGAAAUUAAAUUAUUCAUUUUUAUAAAAAGAAAAACCGUGAGCCGCCUUGUCAUCAACUUACAAACUAAAUAGUAAUGUGCCAGACACCAAAAACUAAAAGAUUAUUCCGAAAAUAAAUUUUUUCUUACUUAA
Molecule: messenger RNA, 10421 nt
Organism: Ceratitis capitata (Mediterranean fruit fly)
Lineage: Eukaryota; Metazoa; Arthropoda; Insecta; Diptera; Tephritidae
Exons: 7
Coding region: 451-9093 (2880 amino acids)
Source: RefSeq, a predicted model, not a curated record